Jaminaea rosea is the source of this 2430-nucleotide messenger RNA. RefSeq lists its product as hypothetical. The record is from RefSeq and is a predicted model, not a curated record. The transcript has 2 exons. NCBI's taxonomy places the organism in Eukaryota, Fungi, Basidiomycota, Exobasidiomycetes, Microstromatales. The coding region runs from base 43 to 2106 and encodes 687 amino acids.
CCCUAGUAAUCCAGUGUCAAAUCAAGCGCCAUCCGUGGCGCCAUGUCAGGGCAGGAGGCUGGGCCUGCCCUCGUCGUCGCUCGUCGUAGUCACACGCGUCAGAAGAGCAGCGACAGCACAGAAAGCAUGAGUGAAGCAACUGUAUGCUCGCGCUCGCGCUCGCGCUCAGCACACGAUGCGUCGCAGCCGCUCACCUCACGCCACGCGCAUACAUCAUCCUCAGCGACUCUCUUCUCCUCUCAAAAUGAUGCAGGCGCAUCGUUCGACUCGCCUAGUUCCACCCUCUCGUCUUCUUCUCCACCUCCCUCCUGCAAGAUCACCCCGCUCUCCAUUCAUCUCGAGAGCACCAGCACGUCCGCCUCGGACCACCACGAACGCGAUGCGGCUCAUCAGCACAGCAAGAGCGAGGGCGCGAGGAGAAGUGGUGGCGGGCAGAGAUGUUCCGGCUGGCACUGGAAGAGGGGAGAGGUUCCGCAGCCUUUCCAGCCUAUCCUGCUGCCGAGGCGCGACACACCCGAGCUCAACUCGAGCUCCAACUCGCCUACGACGAGCGUUAGUACAGCAAAGGUAUCGCAGGAGCACUUGUUACUCAACAAGCUGAGCAGUCUUACGCUCUGUGGUACGGCUCUAGCUCAAGCUCCAGCUCAAGCUCACGUUGCGCUCCCCUUGGAUAUUAGCCAGGAGGAGGAGGACGACUUGGGAUUCGUCUAUCAUCCCACCCCGCCAUUUCACGGCAGUCUCGGUCUCGGUUUCUCAAUCAGCGGUGAGCUACCCAGCUCCACCACUCCUGCUCGAUCACACAUAAAACAGCCCAAAGAAGUGGGCCAGGGCGAGGACGGGAACGAGAAGGCGUCGUCGCCUCUGCAUCAUCGUAGCGAACCCGCUGGAUCGGAGGGUGGGCCCACGGUCAAGGGCAAGACGAAUCGUCUCUUCCGUCGAGUCAAGGAGAAAGUGAUCCGUGGUGCGACGAGGUCGCGUUCGCACGUUGCGGAGGGAGUGGCGCACGAGGAGCGGGACAGCGUGAACUUCACUGCUGGCUGUCUUCCCAUUCCGUUGCCAGCGAGCAACAACGCUGCUAGGCGGGGAGUGUUGAUCAAAUAUGACGACGACGAGCAGCUGAGCGCGAAGCACAAGUAUGGAGUGUCGGGAUUCUUCUCUCCUCCUCAUCCUCCGCCUACGGGAUGCUCCUUGCCCUGGACGCCGAAGAGCUGGACACCGCCUGCUACGGGGGGUGGUGGAGGACGAGUAGGAGAAGAGAAGAGACCCGCAACAACGGCGACCGCGACCAGGCGCACGCCUACGGCCACGCACACGCCCGGGCCCAAGCUCAAGCUCGAUCGCAAGGCACCAACAGCAGCCCCAGCCCCAGCAUCAUCAUCCUCUUGCGCCCAGUCCUUGUUGCGUUCCCGAGCUGGCACCCUGAACAGAGAAGCCGCUUCAGUUCCGGGUUGCUGCCCAGAGGUGGACGUUUCGCCUCCUAGAAGAGCACGAAGAGGGAUUCCCCUCGGCCCAUCCCUCUCGCCCUCUGCUGAGCACCCAGCGCAGCCUCUGCCUCUAGAGUCGUCGACCAAGCAACACGCGCCAACCCAUCCACAAGCAACCGUGCCGCCGCGCAAAACCUCGCUCUCGCUCACUUCGGCCGGUCCUCCGCAUCUACCUCUACCUCUACCCCAAGCUCAGCCUGCAUCCACCCAGCCACCUCACGCAGCUCUCGCAGCACCGAGCAUGGCGCCCAGUGUAGCCUUUUCUCCCAUCUGGACAGCGCCGUCCGCCCUUGCCUCGGCACAGCAAUCUCCGGCGCUACCCCUCUCUCCAAGAGGGAGGAAGUUAGAUCCGUCGUCGGUGAAAGAGAAGGAGGACCACUCCUCCACAACGGCGCAAAAGGGUUCGGUCACACCCACCCGCCCCAGCAGCACGGUCUCUGAAGGCUCCACGAUCCCGCCCGGAGAUGGCGCCUGCGGACGUAGUUCGAAGCGCGACGAAGAGGAGGAGGUGGAGAUGACGAGACGAGCGGCGCUGGUUGCGUGGGUUGAGGAGGGACGCUCCGCUGCUCGAAUGGCCGCGUUGGAAGAAGGGAGAUUGAGGGACGAGUUGAGAGGGGACUGACUGGGUUUUUGACCGACCUGAGUAGUGCUGCGGGGAAGAGAAGGAGGAAAGGCGUGUAGUGAGGGAGAGGAGUGCGACCACUGCCUUUCCCUCCUUUUCCCCUCCAACCCGCAACCCCGUCUCCCUCUCUACCCGCUCCAACCCCUUGCUCCACCCACCCUCCACCACCCUCACACCCUCCUUGACCUUGGCCUCGCUUUGGCCCCAAAGACCGCGCAUCGAGCCAACGAAGGACUCGCGUUGCUCCUUCACUGCCGAGGGGAGGUGUCGCGCCUCGAGCUCCUGGUAAUAGAGGGAGAGAUUGUGCGCCGUGUGUGGGAGGAA